Messenger RNA from Oryzias latipes (Japanese medaka), 4689 nucleotides. RefSeq names its product 3',5'-cyclic-AMP phosphodiesterase 4C. Lineage: Eukaryota; Metazoa; Chordata; Actinopteri; Beloniformes; Adrianichthyidae. Gene Ontology annotation, molecular function: 3',5'-cyclic-nucleotide phosphodiesterase activity. The record is from RefSeq and is a predicted model, not a curated record. Gene Ontology annotation, biological process: signal transduction.
AGGAGGAAAGACAGGGAGGGAGGGAUGCUGGUGAAGCCACGGGUAUUCAUGAGAGCCGCAAGUGUUUUUUUCUUCGCGCUUUGGUGAUGCACUUUAAUGUCUGCAGACAGACGGAGGGAGCGGGACAGACAGAAGGUGAAGCCCAGCCCAUCUUACCGUUGAUCUUCAGACGAUCAAGGAAAAUGCAAACCAGGAUGAAUACAGUCAAACUGAAUUGGGUCUUUAAAUACUGAGGAUUCCCAGAUGAGGCAGCCACAUGAACAAAGACUUAUUAAACAGCAUUUGGAUCCAAGUGACCAACCAGAUUGUGGAACACCUACCUGAGAAAGGAAACAAGAAGGAAGGAUUUAAGGAAAUCAAUUUGAACUCACAAGUCUUGGGAUUUUUCCAUUUUGUGGAAUACUGGAAAAUUCUUAUGCAAACAGUUCUCUCAGAUGGAUGGAUAAAUAUUUUGGAGUUCCAGGAAAGAUGCCCUUUCGUCGUGAACUCUGAGAGGGGCUACCCACAAGCUGCUGCCAAAGAACAACAGCACCACUUGAUCUUUUCUUUUAAACGUGUACUUCCUUAACCUUUGGCUUUUAGAAAAUAAAACAUCAACAGCCGCAACCCAAACCUGGAGCUACAAGAGGAUGCGUAAAUGCCCUCUUUUACUUUCACCGCAAAUGAUACCUGGUUGACUCAUUUCAAGAUUGAGGUUUGGAAAUUGAGCGGAGGAGCUGUAGCUGACUCAGCACCGAUGGGGGCCCCCUGUGACCUGGUCUGACCCCAGUUUGAGCUUGCUGUGACCAUUGACCUCUCCGGUCCUGGCUCUCCACCUGCUCUGCUGCCUGGGUUCUGGAACGCUCCGCCCUGAGGCCCAGAACGAGCCAAUCAGUAUGAAGAAGAGCCGCAGCGUGCUGUCGGUGACAGGAGAAGAGGACAAUGACAUAAAUGUAACAGAUACUGUGGAGAAGGCGGAGUCAUCACGCUACAGCCGAUCUUACACGUCGGGGGCCACGCUGGGGGCUGAGCUGCGCAGAGGGAGAAGCAGGAGACUCUCUCCUAGUCUUCAGGUACCCUGCUGGCUCCGCCCACGAGAUCGAACUCGUUCUCCAGACGUCCUGAGCAAUACAUCCCGUCCCACAACUCUCCCCCUACGAAUUCCACCACGCAUCUCCAUCACACAAGCAGAUGCUGACAGUUACGAAGCAGAAAAUGGCGUCUCCUCAGGUCACACCCCUCUGGGUUCCCAAAGCCCAAGCCUCACGUUGCACUCCUCCUUCACUCAGGGUCAGAGAAGAGAGUCGUUCCUGUACCGAUCUGACUCAGACUAUGACAUGUCACCAAAGACAGUCUCUCGUAAUUCUUCCCUUGCCAGUGAAGGGCACACAGCAGAGGACUUCAUUGUCACACCUUUUGCUCAAGUACUGGCCAGUCUGCGAUCAGUACGGAGCAACUUCACCAUUCUCGCCAACGUCACCACACCAACGAUCAAGAGAUCUCCACUUGGUGGAAUGUGCGUCAGUCCCAGGCCAACACUGUCAGACCAGCAGUACCAUCAGCUGGCACUGGACACUCUGGAAGAGCUGGACUGGUGCUUGGACCAGCUGGAAACCAUUCAGACUCAUCGCUCAGUCAGUGAAAUGGCCUCCACCAAGUUUAAGAGGAUGCUGAACAGAGAACUGUCUCAUCUGUCUGAGAUGAGCCGCUCGGGGAACCAGGUGUCUGAGUACAUCUCCAGCACCUUUAUGGACAAGCAGAACGAGGUGGAAAUCCCUUCUCCAACCCUCAAAGAAAAAUCUAUGAGUCACAUCAGUGGAGUAAGGAAACUGUCUCACAGCUCCAGCCUCUCCAGCGCUUCAAUGCCUCGCUUUGGCGUCAACACAGACCACGAGGACGAGCUUGCAAAGGAGCUGGAGGAUCUGGACAAGUGGAGCUUUAACGUAUUCAAAGUAGCAGAGUAUUCCAACAACAGACCUCUCAGUUGCAUUAUGUACGCCAUCUUCCAGGAGCGUGAGUUGUUGAAGACGUUUCGUAUCCCAGUCGACACUUUUGUCACGUAUGUCAUGACCCUGGAGGACCAUUACCAUGGAAACGUAGCGUACCACAACAGUCUCCAUGCUGCAGAUGUCACCCAAUCAACACAUGUUCUCCUCUCCACACCUGCUCUGAAUGCGGCCUUCACUGAUCUUGAGAUCCUUGCGGCUCUGUUUGCUGCAGCCAUCCACGAUGUAGACCACCCUGGAGUCUCCAACCAGUUCCUCAUCAACACCAACUCAGAGCUGGCCUUGAUGUACAACGAUGAGUCGGUUCUGGAGAACCAUCAUCUUGCUGUGGGUUUCAAGUUGUUGCAUCAGGAGAACUGUGACAUUUUCCAGAACCUCACCAAGCGCCAGCGUCAGAGCCUUCGCAAGCUGGUCAUUGAAAUGGUAUUAGCCACAGACAUGUCCAAACACAUGACUCUACUGGCUGACCUAAAGACCAUGGUGGAGACCAAGAAGGUGACAAGCUCUGGUGUUUUGCUGCUGGAUCACUAUACUGAAAGAAUACAGCUUCUAAAAAACAUGGUGCACUGUGCAGACCUGAGCAACCCCACCAAGCCUUUACCAUUGUACAGACAGUGGACAGAGAGGAUCAUGGAGGAGUUCUUUCGACAAGGGGACAAAGAGCGAGAAAGAGGGAUGGAGAUCAGUGCCAUGUGUGACAAACACACAGCAUCUGUUGAGAAAAGUCAGGUGGGCUUCAUUGACUACAUUGUCCACCCGCUCUGGGAGACGUGGGCUGACUUGGUGCAUCCAGACGCCCAGGAGUUGCUGGACACCCUUGAAGAAAACAGAGAAUGGUAUCUGACCACCAUGCCCCAGUCUCCAUCACCUCCACCUGACAGACACUUGCAGCACGACCGCUUCCAGUUUGAAAUCACCCUUGAGGAUCUGGAACAUAACAACUACAACCAUGUACAACACUUGAGCAGCAACACUGGGAGGAGCGGCAGGAACAACUGGAAAGCCAUAUGCAAUGAUGGCAGCACAGAUGAAAUACAGGAGAGCCACGCAGGAGUGAACGGGCAGGAGCAGAACCAUUUUAAAAGGGAGGAGAAUGAUGGGGAGAGCCACAACAAUGAACAGAACGGAGCUCAGGAAGAAAAAGAGGAGGAGACUGCAGAAAAGGAGGAAGCAGAAACAAAUGAUGAGCAAGUAGAAGGAGUAGAAGAAACAGAGAAGGAAGAAGAGGUACAUAAUGGAGAAGAACAGGAGGAGACUAACAAAGAAGAGGUUCAGGAGAAAGAAAUAACAGGGGAAGAGGUCAAUGAGGAAGAGGAAAAUGAUGCAUUAAAGGCUGAUAAAGUAGCAGAGAAUGGGCUGGAAGAAGACGCCAUUGAAGAAAUGAACAUGGAAACAGAAGAAGAAAACAAAGAGGAAGAAGAAAAGGAAAUCAAGGAGACUGAAGUGGUAGAGGAAACAGAAGUGACUGCUGACAAAUGUGAGGAAGAGAGAGAAGAGGAGAGUGGUGGGGUGGAGAAAACUAUUGAGGUGGGGACAGAAAUGGAGGGUGAGGAGGAGGAAGGAACACAGGAGACUGCUAACGAAAAUGAGGAUGCAGAAGAAGAGGAAAAAGAGGAAGAGCAGAUAAACAUGGAAGAUGAAGGUGAGGAGCAAGGAAAAGAAGAGAAUGAGGAGGUUGAAGAAGCUUCCCAGGAGAUUGAGGAGGAUUAGGUUAAAAGAUGUAUGAAUUUAUUGAUAAAAAAAUGUCAUAAUUUUAAAAGUUGAGAAGAGACGAAGAGAGCCAGUGAUGCUUUGAUAAGCUGAAGUCAGGCUACAGAAAAGGAUGAAGAGCUGGAGACGCCCUUCUUUCCAAGUAAUGUGCUCUGACAACUUGAUCAUGUGAUGCUCCUAUAUAAAGGCUAGUUCUGAUGGCGAAAAAAUAUCAAAGAGUGAUAUUUAAGACAAACAUGACAGCACUGCAGAGGUGAGAACCUUUCCAAUUCUUUCUGGACAACUUGAUUGCUCCAGCUGGUGACGGCAGAGACUGGAGUCAGGUUCAGCUGGUGUCUGUGCAUCAAUCACUGCCAUAGGGGACAACCUGGGGCAAAAAAGAGCAGGGGAUCAGGUUUAAUCAACCUUUUGUAGCUCCUGGGAUAAAAAAAAAGAAGUGCUAAACUACAUACAUGCAAAUAAGUGUGUGCCUGUUCUCCACCUCCUGUAGACCAUCGCCCGUCAUCUCAGUUUCCGUCUACGUCUUAUUAAAGAGGAAAUAACAGACACGGUUUCAGCCAACUGAGCAGAGUAAAAAAACAAACACCUCUGGAAGGCAUUCUCUGUUGUUGUAUAUGUAUUGCAAGACCUCUCCACUCGUUAAAGGACAGCUUGACCUCGUCAUGCAGCAACGCAAAAGUGUUUAUCCCUUUUGUGACUUUGUCACUGGAAUCGUGCCAAACUGCCCCACAACCAGCACUGAGCAAUUCCGCCUCCGGACAGAGGAGGGGGCUACUCUUCAUGAAGCAAUGAAAAUGUGGAACCUGGUCAACGGGUGUGAUGGUCUUCCACUUUUAAUUUUCUUUUUAUUUGUUUAUUUUUAAUUUUGUAAAAGUUGUUUUUGGCACUUUAUCUAACACCCCUGUUACAUAUUUGUACAUAGUAAACAUGUAUUUUAUUCUGCUGAUGUCACACAAUGAAUAUAAAAUAAAAUUCACUAUUAGGUUUUUCUUUU